UCUAGUCGUAUAUUCUCGUACUAGGGUUUAAGGGUUUAAGCACUGUACGCUUGAAGAGUUGAAGCGCGAACCAGGAUCCGUGAUCAAGGAAUAUUCAAAAAUGGCAGUGGCUCUCUACAAUCCCAGUACUGAUUCUGGCCUAAAGAAGCUUGAUGAGUAUCUGCUAACGAGGAGCUACAUCACUGCAUAUCAAGCUUCCAAGGAUGAUAUUACAGUCCAUGCAGCUCUUUCUGGAGCUCCUUCAUCUGAAUAUGUGAAUGUGUGUCGGUGGUACAACCACAUUGAUGCUCUUCUAAGGCUUUCUGGUGUUUCUGGAGAAGGUCAUGGUGUAGCCAUAGAGGGGUUUGCUCCAGAGGAAGCUAUUGCGACUCCUCCAGUAGCUGACACAAAGGCUCCAGCAGCUGAGGCUGAGGAUGAUGAUGAUGAUGAUGUGGAUCUCUUUGGAGAAGAGACAGAGGAGGAAAAGAAAGCGGCCGAAGAACGUGCUGCAGCUGUCAAGGCAUCUGGGAAGAAGAAAGAGUCUGGGAAGUCCUCUGUUUUGUUGGAUAUAAAACCUUGGGAUGAUGAAACCGACAUGAAAAAACAAGAAGAAGCAGUCAGAAGUGUUGAGAUGGAAGGCUUGCACUGGGGAGCAUCUAAGCUUGUGCCAGUUGGAUAUGGUAUAAAGAAGUUGCAGAUAAUGAUGACCAUUGUGGAUGAUUUGGUAUCUGUUGAUACUCUUAUUGAAGAGAACCUCACUGUUGAACCAGCAAACGAACACAUUCAGAGCUGCGAUAUUGUGGCGUUCAACAAAAUUUAGGACCAGAUUUUUUUUCUUAUGUAUUGAAGAAUAUGAAGCUGCCGCUAAAAUACGUAAUUGCUGAACAGUUUUGGGUCCAAUUUAUUUUGAUAUUUUAUCCAUUGCCCUUGUUUAAGUUUAUGGCAGGCCUGUAUUGAAAAUUAUGGACUUAUGGCCUUGUGAAGGUUCAGUGUGAUUCUCGAUAUUUUUGGAUUAGGGUGAAGAAUUUGAAUAAUAUCAAAUGAAAUCAUUGUGAUUUUUUUUUUCCUUCA
Messenger RNA from Macadamia integrifolia, 1050 nucleotides. Its product is annotated as elongation factor 1-delta-like. Gene Ontology annotation, cellular component: eukaryotic translation elongation factor 1 complex; cytosol. The record is from RefSeq and is a predicted model, not a curated record. The coding region runs from base 101 to 799 and encodes 232 amino acids. Gene Ontology annotation, molecular function: guanyl-nucleotide exchange factor activity; translation elongation factor activity. Gene Ontology annotation, biological process: translational elongation. Lineage: Eukaryota; Viridiplantae; Streptophyta; Magnoliopsida; Proteales; Proteaceae. The transcript is spliced from 8 exons.